AUGAGUUCAGAAAAAAACGCAACACCGCCACCGUCUAUUUUGUGCGAAAACAACUGUGGAUUUUAUGGAAACAGAGCAAAUAAUAAUUUGUGCUCAAAAUGUUAUAGAGAAUUUUUGGAAAAACAAAAAAAAGAAAUGUCUAACAUCGAAAAAAUAAAAGAUAAAAGUAUGUCCGAUACAAUGCAUAAUUACAAUAAAAUAAAUGAUUUAAUUGAUCCACAUUAUGCAAAAGGAAAGGAUAAGGAUGAAAAAAAUGAAGUAAAUGAGCAAAAAAAUAGCAAUAUAAAUUUAGAAGAAAAAAAAUAUAUUAAUAAUAAUAAUAGCGCAAAUGAUGUCAAUAUAAAGAACGACAAUAAAAAUAUUAACAGUGAUCAUAAUACAAAAAAUUAUAUUAACCAUGAAAAAAAUAACAAAAUACCUGUUAGUAGUGAUAACAAUGCUGAAAAAGCUGUUUAUGAAAAAAUGGAAAGUUCAACGGAUGGCCAAGAUAAAAGCAAAUGCUAUCUAUGCUCAAAAAAUAUUGGAUUAUUAGGUAUAAAAUGCCGAUGCAAUUAUUAUUUUUGUUCGCUUCAUAGAUAUGCGGAUGCUCACAAUUGUACCUUUGAUUAUAAAAAUUAUCAUAAGCAACAGCUAAUCAAAAACAAUGUUAAAGUUGUAGCAGAUAAAAUUAACAAAAUUUAA
This is a messenger RNA of Plasmodium berghei ANKA, 681 nucleotides long. RefSeq names its product zinc finger protein, putative. The record is from RefSeq and is a predicted model, not a curated record. The transcript has 2 exons. The coding region runs from base 1 to 681 and encodes 226 amino acids. Gene Ontology annotation, molecular function: zinc ion binding; DNA binding. NCBI's taxonomy places the organism in Eukaryota, Apicomplexa, Aconoidasida, Haemosporida, Plasmodiidae.